AUGACCCAAACAGGGGUAUCCGAUAACUGUCCUCGUUGGCAUUUCAGGCAGUGCGUCCUUGCAAAUAUAAUGAGCGCUGGCGAGAAAUCUUUAAAAUCAGAUUUCCCGUCAGGCGAAGAUAUAAUAAUAGCGCAAUUCAACAAAGCCCCCUCAGCUCAUGAACGAUUAGAGAUGUCAUUGUAG
Penicillium digitatum Pd1 is the source of this 183-nucleotide messenger RNA. NCBI's taxonomy places the organism in Eukaryota, Fungi, Ascomycota, Eurotiomycetes, Eurotiales, Aspergillaceae. The record is from RefSeq and is a predicted model, not a curated record.